AUGCUGGCCCUAAGAAGAAGCCGCUUCCUCAGAGGAGCCAAGUGUUGUGAAUGCAGUGCCUCCCUCUCACACCAGUACUACGAGAAGGAUGGGCAGCUCUUCUGCAAGAGGGACUACUGGGCCCGCUAUGGAGAGUCCUGCCACGGAUGCUCGGAGCACAUCACCAAGGGGCUGGUCAUGGUGGCUGGGGAGCUGAAAUACCACCCCGAGUGCUUCAUCUGCCUCACGUGCGGGACCUUCAUCGGUGACGGGGACACCUACACACUGGUGGAGCACUCCAAGCUGUACUGUGGACACUGCUACUACCAGACCGUGGUGACCCCUGUCAUCGAGCAGAUCCUGCCUGACUCCCCCGGCUCCCGCCUGCCCCACACAGUUACCUUAGUAUCCAUCCCAGCCUCAGCUCAUGGCAAACGUGGCCUCUCAGUCUCCAUCGACCCCCCACAUGGCCCACCAGGCUGCAGCACAGAGCACUCCCACACCGUCCGCGUCCAGGGGGUGGACCCAGGCUGUAUGAGCCCAGAUGUGAAGAAUUCCAUCCAUGUCGGAGACCGGAUCCUGGAAAUCAAUGGAACGCCCAUCCGGAAUGUGCCCCUGGAUGAGAUUGACCUGUUGAUCCAGGAGACCAGCCGCCUGCUCCAGCUAACUCUUGAGCACGACCCCCAUGACACGCUGGGCCAUGGGCCGGGGCCUGAGCCCAGCCCCCUGGGCUCCCCAACUCAUACUCCCAGUGGGGAACUGGGCAGCUCUCCCCGGCAGAAGCCUGUCUUGAGGAGCUACAGCAUCGACAGGUCUCCGGGUGCCGGCUCACUGGGCUCCCCAGCCUCCCAGCGCAAGGACCUGGGGCGUUCCGAAUCCCUGCGCGUGGUCUGCCGACCACACCGCAUCUUCCGGCCAUCGGACCUCAUCCAUGGGGAGGUGUUGGGCAAGGGCUGCUUUGGCCAGGCCAUCAAGGUGACGCACCGGGAGACGGGCGAGGUGAUGGUGAUGAAGGAGCUGAUCCGGUUUGACGAAGAGACCCAGAGGACGUUCCUCAAGGAGGUGAAGGUCAUGAGAUGCCUGGAGCACCCCAAUGUGCUCAAGUUCAUCGGGGUGCUCUAUAAGGACAAGAGGCUCAACUUCAUCACGGAGUACAUCAAGGGGGGCACCCUCCGGGGCAUCAUCAAGAGCAUGGACAGCCAGUACCCAUGGAGUCAGAGGGUGAGCUUUGCCAAGGACAUCGCUUCAGGGAUGGCCUACCUUCACUCCAUGAACAUCAUCCACCGGGACCUCAACUCCCACAACUGCCUGGUCCGAGAGAACAAGAACGUGGUGGUGGCCGACUUCGGGCUGGCCCGGCUCAUGGUGGAAGAGAAGACACAGCCCGAAGACCUGCGAAGCCUCAAGAAGCCGGACCGCAAAAAGCGAUACACGGUGGUGGGCAACCCCUACUGGAUGGCGCCCGAGAUGAUCAAUGGCCGCAGCUAUGACGAGAAGGUGGAUGUGUUCUCCUUUGGAAUCGUCCUGUGCGAGAUCAUUGGGCGGGUGAAUGCGGACCCCGACUACCUGCCCCGCACCAUGGACUUUGGCCUCAAUGUGCGAGGCUUCCUGGACCGUUACUGCCCCCCAAACUGUCCACCGAGCUUUUUCCCCAUCACCGUGCACUGCUGUGAUCUGGACCCUGAGAAGAGGCCCUCCUUCGUGAAGCUGGAGCAGUGGCUGGAGACCCUCCGCAUGCACUUGGCCGGCCACCUGCCACUGGGCCCGCAGCUAGAGCAGCUGGAGAGGGGCUUCUGGGAGACCUACCGGCGCGGCGAGAGCGGACUGCCUGCCCACCCCGAGGUCCCCGACUGAGCCCCGGCCGCCCCCGUCCCCACCGCUGGCACCGCACUCCUCUGCAGGUCGUGGCCGGCUGUGGAGCGCUCGGCCAGGCGGCAGGCGCCCAGACUCCUCCCCCAGUGCCAGGCCCCGACUGGCCGCCUCCCUCCCGGGGCUGUGGCCCCUGCC
Molecule: messenger RNA, 1986 nt
Organism: Odobenus rosmarus divergens (Pacific walrus)
Lineage: Eukaryota; Metazoa; Chordata; Mammalia; Carnivora; Odobenidae
Gene: LIMK1
Product: LIM domain kinase 1
Exons: 15
Coding region: 1-1833 (610 amino acids)
Biological process (GO): actin cytoskeleton organization; positive regulation of stress fiber assembly; protein phosphorylation
Cellular component (GO): cytoplasm; neuron projection; nucleus
Molecular function (GO): ATP binding; protein serine/threonine kinase activity; protein binding
Source: RefSeq, a predicted model, not a curated record